Molecule: messenger RNA, 1265 nt
Organism: Neodiprion fabricii
Lineage: Eukaryota; Metazoa; Arthropoda; Insecta; Hymenoptera; Diprionidae
Product: transcription factor Adf-1-like
Exons: 4
Coding region: 204-1265 (353 amino acids)
Biological process (GO): regulation of transcription by RNA polymerase II
Cellular component (GO): transcription regulator complex; nucleus
Source: RefSeq, a predicted model, not a curated record
GCGCAAUUGCGAAAGUCCAGUAGAGCCAUAUGGCUUCUGCAUUCUGCCCAUGGCUUAUGGAUUUUCAAUCUACAUAAAAAUCCAUAAGCCAUAUUCCAUGGCAUAACAAACACAGAAGCGUGCGUGAUUGUACCACUGUUGAUUACCUGCAACUCAAAAGAAUAGGAUAUACAUUUUAACAGACAGAUCUUGCCGUUAUAGACAUGGACAACGAUCAUACGGAUUACUGUCGACGAAGCAAUAAUUCAAGGAAUUUCGAAGACUGUGGAAUGCAAGAAAAUUUGGAUCCUCAAGUGGUACUGCAAAAUCAAGAAGAGCGAGGUUUUGAUGAAAUCUUGAUAGAUGCGGUUAAAAGCUAUCCGCAUCUGUACGAUACAAGCUGCAAAGACUACCGCGAUGCCAUUAAAAAAGAGAACUCCUGGGUGGAGAUAGCCGGAGUUUUGAAUGCGACUCCUCAAAUUUGCUCCACUCGUUGGACUCGAUUAAGGGAAUCUUACUCGAAAGAAAAAAAAAAAAAAAAUACUGAGAAUAAGAGCGGAAGUGGAGCGGCUCAACGGCGAGGAUUCGUACACUUCGAAGCCAUGCGAUUUAUAGAUAAAUUCGUAAAAACUCGAUCAUCGGUCAGCAAUGUCAAGAUGACACAACCAUUCAGUUCAACUCAUCAGCAAAGCGAGAGUCGAAAUCAGGCAAUCUCAAAAUGGGUGCAGCAGCAAGGCGAUUUCACUUCGGAAAUCCACAGCAGUUCAUCGCAACAAGAUAUCAUCAAUGUAUCGGAAUCAACAAAUCGACCGACUCCAUGCACGACACCCGAAGUGAUGAAUUUUGAGGAAGCGUCAUCAUCAUCGUCUUUUUCAACAGAUUUCACUGUGAACGAGUUUGAAAAUCGAUCAGCGUCCACGUCGAAUGAAUCAUCAUAUCAGUCUCCACUAGCGUCACCCACAAUACAUGAAACUCCCAACACUUUCAAGAAACCACCAUCAUAUACGAAGGGCAGAUUUAAUCCAUAUAUAACGAUAAAAAAAGACUUUAAAAAAAAAGAAGCAGAGAAUGAUGAAUUUGAAGCAUCUUUCAUUAAUUUUAAUAAGGUAGUUACAGCGCAUUUGGUAAAUAAGAAAAAACCUGAACAAACAUGUAGCGAUCACGACCAUUCUUUCGGCAAUUUAAUUGUGACAGAAUUGAAUAGAAUGAAGGAGGAUGAAAAAAUCAAUAAAAAACGAGAAAUCCUGAAAAUUUUAUGGCAGAAUAGUAGCCCCAAAAAAGAUUAG